This is a messenger RNA of Folsomia candida, 1749 nucleotides long. RefSeq lists its product as uncharacterized. Gene Ontology annotation, cellular component: plasma membrane. The transcript is spliced from 7 exons. Gene Ontology annotation, biological process: triglyceride biosynthetic process. The record is from RefSeq and is a predicted model, not a curated record. NCBI's taxonomy places the organism in Eukaryota, Metazoa, Arthropoda, Collembola, Entomobryomorpha, Isotomidae. Gene Ontology annotation, molecular function: long-chain-alcohol O-fatty-acyltransferase activity; diacylglycerol O-acyltransferase activity. The coding region runs from base 78 to 1598 and encodes 506 amino acids.
ACUUAGAUAUUUCAUCCUAGUAUUGAUUUGGUAACAGCUUCCUACCGGAUUAUUGGUAGAUUGUCUCUGGAGUGGUAAUGUACUUCGGAUUUCAGUCCUUCUCAGAGUCUUGGUCGAUCUGUAUCUCACUCAUAAUGAGCAAACCUUCAGCUUUAAAAACUACCCUCUACCUGCCGCUGUGGUUGCUUGUGCCUCCCUUAAUUUUGGCCUGGCUUCCCUUCUACCUUUAUCGCUGUCUAGUCAAACUUAUCGCAAUGCUGUUAAGACCACAUCUGAAGACCAUUCUGACACCUGGCGACGCAAGAUUUUCGUACGAUCGAAUCUACACGUGUCCCGCAAGUACGGUGCUGGCAGGUCUUGAAUUGGAGGGAGAAGUUGAUCCACACCUCAUCCGGGAGACUUUCAGGACCCAGAUACUCUCAGCGAGGGAUGAACACGACGCCCUGCUAUACCCUGAACUGGGUUGGACGAUUAAGGAAUUUAUGGGAUUUCCAUUCUGGGCUGAGGCCACAAUAAUUGAGAAUCCAGUAAGCGUAGUCAAAGAUAUGACGAAAGACAAAAUACUUGAUUAUCAAACCCAGUUUACAUUCAAACCCUUCGCAUCAAACGGACCAUUGUGGGAGCUUGUGAUUGUACAUGUUAAAAUUAAUUCAAGCCUGGAAACACCAUCUUCAACUAUUUUAUUCCGCUUCCAUCACGCCCUUGUUGACGGUGUUGGAAUCUUCCAUCUCUUUCAGAAGAUGGUAACACAACAAAGUGUAGAAUCAACAAGGAAAAUUUCCAUUAAGACGAGUACAAUGUCGCCAAUUCGGUAUUUGGGAAUGCCGUACGACUUUAUGCAGACGUGCCGUGCCGGAUCCCGAACCGGGGGCUUUAUUCAGGAUACAAAUAUAAGAACAACCUUGGACGACAAGUGUUCACCUUGCGAAGCCGCUGCUUACAUCCGAUUCCACAUCAGUGAACCCAUCCUAUUUAGUAGAAUUCGUCACUUGGGGAUGCGCCACGGCGUGAGUGGAACGGCGGUUAUGCAUUCGGCAAUCUUGGGUGCCGUCCGCAGCUCAUUUUUCGCCGAGAAGGCGCCAAUUUCGGCCAAAGUAACGGUUGAAACAACGCUUCUUCCACCAUGGAAAAGGGAUAGACUACUCGGGAACAAUCUGACGCAUGGCAGGUACACGGGCAACAUAGGAGAAGUGGAUGCUCGAAAACGUCUAAUUUGCACUAACGAGGCAUUCACGUCCAUGAAAGAGUCAACCUCUCCUGUCACCUCAGCCCUAAUCUCGAACGCCCUGUCCAGCCUCCCGCGUCCCAUUGUUAAACAAAUUCAGAAACUUCAUGAAGGACGUGAAAGAAUUUUAAUUGUGAAUAUCGUCGGUCCUGAGGAAAACCCAAAGUUUUGUGGGUAUUUGUCAAAAAAUGUGUCUCUAAUGUAUGGAUUUUGCGCCACUUAUUCAGGCCUUAUCUUCGGGUUAAUCACGUUCGGGGGUACCCUGAGAAUUGGUGUCUUUGGAAAUCGAAACCUUCUUCUACGCAGUGGCCAAGCAGAAGAAAUUACACGUGCAUUUAUGCGGGAGCUGGACGACUUAGAAAUUAUGAAUUGAGUUGAAAUUUGCAAGCGUGGGCAACUAGAAAUAUUUAUGCAUACAUUGGUCUCUAAACAUGACUGCUCGCAUUGAUUUGUUUAAUAGAGCAUUAAUAAAUUAUUCAUUCAUUAUGUUAUGUAAUUAAUUCAUAAACAAAUAUUUUUUUUUU